Messenger RNA from Aspergillus ruber CBS 135680, 1451 nucleotides. Its product is annotated as DUF3431 domain-containing protein. The coding region runs from base 130 to 1173 and encodes 347 amino acids. The transcript has 2 exons. Lineage: Eukaryota; Fungi; Ascomycota; Eurotiomycetes; Eurotiales; Aspergillaceae. The record is from RefSeq and is a predicted model, not a curated record.
GCCAGAUUUUUCUUUUUGCGACCGACCGACCGACUUCUCUUUUCCACUCCGUGCACCUCUCCUCUCCUUUCCUCCCUCUCAUCCUUUCUAUACACUACAUAUCAGGUGUACUGUGCGACAAGAUAUGAAAUGACUCUGACAUACCGUGUCGCUUCGGCCGCACUGCUGAUCCUCGCCAUUAUCCUCAUCAAACGCCAUCUCGACCACGUCCAGGAUGAUUCGCGCGUUCAGCCGUUCUGGCAGAUCAGCUCGCCCGCUCCUGCAUCUGCUGAUUCGCCCGCCAACGAAUUUGUGCCCGAGACGCCUGUAGUCCCGGACACUUAUGCUGUAAAACAGGAUGCUCCUGCUCCUGCUCCGGAAAGCUAUCAUGAUAGAGCACGGCCGGGGGUGAGCGGUAUGAAGAAGACGAAACCGGGUGAUAGAAAGGUGUUGUCAAAGAAGCCGGAGUACGAGACUACGCCGAUUAUCGUGCCGAAUGAUCGUACGAUCGUCAUGGCGAAGACGUCGUGGGAGGAUACGUCGUGGGUGAGCAAUGAUUUGAACGAAUGGCGAAACGUAAUCUACACAGUCGACGACCCCUUCGCCUCGCGCCACACCCCCAUCAACAAAGGCCGCGAAGCCCUCGCCUACCUCCAAUACAUCGUUGAACACUACCACGACCUCCCCGCAACCAUCAUCUUCCUGCACAGCCACAAAGACGGCUGGCCCCAAGCCUGGCACACAGACACCCUCUCCUACAGCAACGUCGAAUCCGUCCGCUCCCUGCAAAUAGACUUUGUCCAGAGAAACGGCUUCGCAAACCUCCGUUGCCAAGAAUCCCCCGGCUGCCCGGACGAGAUCCAGCCCUUCCGCAACCCUCCGCGACCAGGGAAAACAGCAGAGAAGGUCUACGCGCAGGCUUGGGAGGAGUUACACAACAACACCGAGGUGCCCGAGGUUGUCGCAGCGCCGUGUUGUUCGCAGUUUGCCGUGUCGAGGGGUCAGGUGCUGCAGAGGCCGAAGAGCGACUAUGAGCGGUAUUAUAAUUGGGUGUUGACGACGGAUCUGCCGGAUGAUUUGAGUGCGCGGGUGAUGGAGUACAGUUGGCAUAUUAUUUUUGGGCAACAGGCGGUUUAUUGUCCCGACACGUUUCAGUGCUAUCAGGAUGUAUAUGGAAGUUCUUAUUUUUGGUAGUUAGGUCCGAGCCCCGGUCUAGGGGGAUAUCAUGAUAAUAUUUAUGACUUUUAAUUAUAUAGAUUUGUUAUGUGUUUUUACAGAGGAUGGCUGAGAUAGCAAUUCCCUGCUUUUAACUGAUUUGAUGUCCCAGACGUAGAAGAGCAGCUAUUCAAUGCAUACACCGUGUAUGGUCCGGCCUGCUUCUGUCGUUAACGAUGAUUUUCAUCUGACGGGGUUCUGCAACUAUAUAACGACUGUCAAGCAACCAUUUACAUACUAAUGCUACGGUCCCUUUC